AUGGAGCAACAACUCCUGUCGCUCUUGGCAGACACCCAGUCGCCAAAGGCCGGCAGCAGAAAAGCCGCAGAGUCCCAACUGGAGCAGCUCUAUGGUCAUGAAGCCUUCCCAACCUCGCUCACAGCAAUCGCAUCACACGAUUCGGUCCCAGUCCACCUCCGCCAGUCCGCCCUAUCUAUCCUGCGCACCUUCAUCGCCGCCGGUUGGUCCCCAAUCCUCGACGAGUUCAAGGGUCAGAUCCUCGUCAACGAUGCCAACAAAGUACACGUUCGUCAGUCCUUACUAGCCAUCGCCACUUCGGAUAUUUCUGAGCGCAAGGUGAAGAACUCUGCCAGUUAUGCUGUUAGCAAGAUUGCCAGUGCCGACUUCCCGGACGACUGGCCGGAGCUCUUGCCCUCGCUCCUCCAGAUUAUCAACGACUCUUCCAGUACCGAUGGUCAGUUGCACGGCGCAUUGAAGGUUCUCCUGGACCUUGUGGAUACCGGAUUCAGUGAGGAGCAGUUCUUCAAUGUGGCUCGUGACCUUGUUUCCUCCCUUUUCGCCGUGGCUACUUCUGAAGCUAGACGGCCAGUGCUGCGCGCUUUGGCUGUCGCAGUCUUCCGCUCUUGUUUUGAUACCCUAGAGAUGGUCCUGGAACAACACAAGAACGCCAUUAAACAAUUUAUGGAUGAGGUUCUCAGUGGAUGGUCACCAUUCCUCGAUGGCACUUUGAAAGCACCCCUGCCACAACCUCCUAGUGAAGAGGAAGCUCAUAAACAAGGGGAUAUUGCAACGCAGUGGAGGGGUGUCGUUGGAUUGAAGAUACAGGUCGUCAAGACACUUAUGAAAAUUCGUAUGGUUUUCCCUGCUCUUUUGACAGCUCAGAGCACACUAUUCUUUUCGACUGUCUGGGCCGAGCUCACCAAUGCUUUGUCUGUUUAUCAAAAUUUUUACAUCGAGGACGAGCGACAGGGCAGACUAGAAGAUGGAGAUGGUCUGCCUCAUUCGCUUGACUUCUUGAUACUUGAAGAGCUCGACCUUAUUCAAGCGUUGUUGAAAGCUCCGCCUGUCAAGGCAGAGCUUCAACAGCAACUGCAGAAUGCCGGCGCUACUGCCAGUACCUCUAGCUGGCUCCCAGAGAUUAUGAAGCUUGCCAGCUCCUAUGCACAAAUCACUACGGAGGAAGAGGGUCUGUGGGAAAUUGAUGUCAACCUCUUCCUUUCCGAAGAAACAUCUCUUACGGCUAACUGCACUCCUCGUACCAGCAGUGGUGACCUCGUCAUCAAGACUGGUGAAUGGCUGAAGAAUAUCGCAGCUGAGGGUCUCCUUGGCUACAUGGACACACUUUUCGCUGAUAACACUGUUUCAUGGAAACCCCGCGAAGCUGCUCUUUACAUUUUGAACAGCAUGCUCCGCGACUUCAGUGAAGUUGACCAAACAAUCUCCCCAGAGCUGGCAAGCAGGUUCACUAAAUUUGUUCAAUAUGCCAUCCAACAGGAGCAGGAGCUUUUGCGUGCUCGGGGCUACCUCGUAGCCGGUGCUUUAUCCAAGGUUGCCGGCGAGGCUUUCCACCAGACUACAUCCUCAUAUCUCGAGGCGACUCUCAAAGCAAUUGCAGAGGACCCCGCGGAGGUGGUCAAGGUGGCUUGUAUCCGUGUGCUACAAGAUCUCAUGCCCUCCCUGCCCUCAAACCUGGCACGCCCAUUCCAGGCCUCAGUCAUCUCGGCAAUUUCAGAGUUCAUUUCGGCCCAUGAUCUUCGUGAGCAGACUGACGCUGACGAUCUCAAGGUCACCUUGGCGGAGACUCUUCGGGAUACUAUCAUGGCCGAACCUUCCGUGGUCCUUUCUUCUGUUGCCAUUGAUGUUCUAUUCAGCAUCGCCAGCAGCGGCGCUGACAACUUCCAAUUGACCAUGACGGUCACCGAAGCCUUUGAAGAUAUCGUAGACCAGAUUACCGAGCACGGUCCAGAUGCAUACAUGCGUCUCUGCGAAAAGGUUCUCCCAUCAUUGAUGGGUGCCAUUGACGUCGGAAAUCUGACAGAGGAGAACUCAUUGACGGUCUUUGCCGCAGAUCUCCUCCGCGCCUUGGCCGAGCGCAGUCUCGAGCCAAUGCCUGCUGGUUUCAUCGAAACUGUGAUGCCAAAGGUGAACCGCCUGUUGCUGGAAUCGGAUGAGGCUGAGUUGAUCCGACCUGCCACUGAGGCCGUGCGUCACAUGCUUUCCCACGACUUUACCCAGUUCGUUGCCUGGCGUGACCCUCAAUCCGGCAAAGAAGCGCUUGAGGUCGUGCUGGUCAUCAUCGACAGACUCCUCGGCCCGGCCGUUGACGACAAUGCCGCGACAGAGGUUGGCCAGCUGGCUGCAGAGCUCGUCGAAAAAGCCGGCUCAGAACGUCUCGGUCCCUACCUACCCCAGCUUCUGCAAGCUGUGGCCCAGCGACUGGCCUCAGCCCAGAAGGCUCAAUUCAUUCAGAGCCUUAUCCUCGUUUUUGCCCGUUUGACCCUCAUCAGUGCCCGCGAAGUCGUCGACUUCCUUGCACAAGUCAACCUGGACGGCCAGAGCGGCCUUGCAGUCGUGCUCAGCAAAUGGCUCGAGAACUCUGUCAACUUCGCUGGUUACGACGAGAUCAAGCAAAACACAUUCGCCCUCGCACGGUUGUACGAGCUCGCCGAUCCACGAGUCGCCGAAGUCCCCGUGAAGGGCGACCUUAUCAUCCAAGACACGGGCCGCAUCAAGACCCGCUCGCAAGCUCGCAAUAACCCCGACCGGUACACAACGGUUCCGGCGCCAUUGAAAAUCAUCAAAGUCCUCGUUGAAGAACUCGCCGCUGCAUCCGGCAACAAGGAAAUCGACGCCGCGACUGCCGCUGCCCUCGACGACGCGGACAGUGAUGAUGGUGAUGACGACUGGGAGGAUAUGCCUGGCCACACCCUUGAUCUCGGUCUCGGCGUUACAAAGCAGCAGCUGAUGAGCUUCGGCGAGGGUGGUUCCGAGAGUGUAUUCGGUGUGCGGAAGCGCGAUGAUGAGACGCAGGGUUUCCUGGUCGAGUUCUUCAGACAGGCUUCUACGCAGCCCGGAUUCCAAGAAGUCUAUUCUGCUUUGACACCCGAUGAGCAGGUUAAGCUGCAGGGUCUGUGA
Messenger RNA from Penicillium antarcticum, 3117 nucleotides. RefSeq lists its product as uncharacterized. Bases 1 to 3117 code for a protein of 1038 amino acids. Lineage: Eukaryota; Fungi; Ascomycota; Eurotiomycetes; Eurotiales; Aspergillaceae. Gene Ontology annotation, cellular component: nuclear envelope; cytosol. Gene Ontology annotation, molecular function: small GTPase binding. The record is from RefSeq and is a predicted model, not a curated record. The transcript has 2 exons. Gene Ontology annotation, biological process: protein import into nucleus.